Molecule: messenger RNA, 2664 nt
Organism: Triticum turgidum subsp. durum (durum wheat)
Lineage: Eukaryota; Viridiplantae; Streptophyta; Magnoliopsida; Poales; Poaceae
Source: the annotation of a GenBank genome assembly
AUGGAUGGUAGUGACAUUACGCGUGAGACAUCAGCUGAACACAUUAUUGCUUCCUGUUCCAGUCUAUAUAUACAUUCACUUCUUCCUUCUUCAAAUAGCAGAGCAGAGCAGAGCACAUUCACACUCUUCCCCAUGCCUCUCCUCUACAUAUUAUUGCUUGGGUUUCUCCUCUCGCACACUCCUUGCUGUUGCUCUUCUGCACCUGCAAGCGAUACCCUCACUGAAGGUCAAGUGCUUGCCGUUGGCGACAAGCUCGUCUCGAUGAACGGCAAGUACGCACUUGGCUUCUUCCAGCCAGCAGCGAGCACCAUCAGUAAGUCCCAGAACACCACCAGCUCCAGAUCCAGCUCCAGCUGGUACCUUGGCAUAUGGUUCAAUAAGAUCCCGGUUUUUACUGUUGUGUGGGUUGCUAAUCGGGAGGAGCCCAUCCCCCAUCCCAACAUCAACUCAACAAAGCUCAAGUUCUCAAGUGACGGCAAUCUUGUCAUUGUCAUAAACCAUGGUGAUGCCGUCACUGAAUCCCUUGUUUGGUCCACUUGCAUUGUCAAUAGGACACAAACCAGUAGCAUAAACACCACCACCUCUGGUGCCGCUGUUCUCUUGAACAGCGGAAACCUUGCCCUACUCACAAAUAGCAAAGUGAUGUUGUGGCAGAGCUUCGACUACCCAACAGAUAUCGCGCUUUCUGGCGCCAAGCUUGGCUGGAACAAGGUCACCGGUUUCAGUCGCAAGUUCAUGUCAAAGAAGAGCCUCAUUGAUAUGGGUCUCGGCUCAUACAGCCUAGAACUAGACACCAGCGGCGUCGCCGUCCUCAAGCGCCGCAACAAUCCCUCUGUAGUCUAUUGGCAUUGGGCAUCCUCCAAAACAUCAUCACUGAGUGUUAUACCAACACUCAAGACAAUAAUAGAUUUGGAUCCACGCACCAAAGGCUUGAUGAACCCGAUAUAUGUUGACAAUGACCAAGAGGAGUAUUACAUGUACACUUCGCCGGAUGAAUCAUCAUCUUCCCUGUUUGUCUCACUAGACAUCUCUGGUCAGGUCAAGCUGAAUGUUUGGUCGGAAGCCAACCUUGCUUGGCAAACCAUAUGUGCUGAGCCUGCCGAUGCUUGCACUCCAGCUGCUACCUGCGGACCUUUCACAGUCUGCAAUGGCAAUGCACAGCCAUCCUGUGACUGUAUGGAGAGCUUCUCUCAGAAGUCACCGCAGGAUUGGGAGUUUGAUGAUCGAACAGGAGGAUGCAUCAGAAACACGCCUUUACAUUGCAGCACCAGUGCUAACAACCAAAACAUGACAAGUUCAACAGACAUAUUCCACCCCAUUUCUCAAGUUACAUUACCCUACAACCCACAAAGCAUAGAUGUUGCUACCACUCAGAGCAAAUGUGAAGAAGCUUGUCUCAGUUCCUGCUCCUGCACUGCUUAUUCUUAUAACAAUAGCAGAUGCUCUGUCUGGCAUGGUGAAUUACUUAGUGUAAAUCUGAAUGAUGGCAUUGAUAAUAAUUCUAAAGAUGCCCUUUAUCUUCGCCUUGCUGCGUCUGCCAAGUUUGAAAAGAGGAAGAAAAAAGCAACAAACAUUAGAGUUGUAACUGCUGCAAGCAUUAUUGGUUUUGGAUUAUUGCUAAUGCUCGUGCUGCUGCUACUGAUUUGGAAGAACAAAUUCAAGCCAUUAUACAACAAUCAAGGUAGUGAUGGUGGGAUAAUAGCCUUUAGAUACACUGAUUUAGUGCGUGCUACUAAAAACUUCUCAGAAAAGCUGGGAGGAGGUGGUUUUGGCUCUGUGUACAAAGGAGUCUUAAAGGACUCAACUAAUAUAGCAGUGAAAAGACUUGAUGGUGCCCGUCAAGGAGAGAAGCAAUUCAGGGCUGAGGUGAGCUCAGUUGGACUGAUCCAACAUAUCAACAUUGUAGAAUUGAUCGGUUUCUGCUGCGAAGGUGAUCACAGGUUACUUGUGUAUGAACACAUGGUAAAUGGGUCUCUUGAUGGUAUCCUAUUUGAGAAGGGCAAUGCUGCUUCUGUCCUAGAUUGGAACACCAGAUAUCAAAUAGCCCUAGGAGUUGCCAAAGGAUUGUCCUACUUGCAUGAGAGUUGUCACAAAUGCAUCAUACAUUGUGACAUUAAGCCAGGAAACAUACUCGUGGAUGCAUCAUUUGUUCCUAAAAUCGCAGACUUUGGGUUGGCUGCGUUUGUGGGGAGGGAUUUUAGCCGAGUUAUGACUACAUUCAGAGGAACUGCUGGUUAUCUUGCCCCAGAGUGGCUUAGCGGAGUUGCAAUCACACCAAAAGUUGACGUUUACGGCUUCGGCAUGGUACUUCUAGAAAUCAUAUCAGGAAGGAGGAAUUCCUCACUAGAAACACCAUACAACACUAGAAGCAGCACCACCAGGUACCAGAAUGUUGAAUAUUUCCCUGUGCAAGCCAUCAGCAAGCUUCAUGACGGAGAUGUGAAGAGUUUGGUGGAUCCACAGUUGCAUGGUGACUUCAAUUUGGAAGAGUCUGAAAGGAUUUGCAAAGUUACAUGCUGGUGCAUCCAAGAUAAUGAGUUUGAUCGGCCGACUAUGGGUGAAGUGGUCCGGGUUCUUGACGGUCUACAGGAGAUUAAUAUGCCCCCUAUGCCAAGACUGCUUGCGUCUCUAACGGAACAGCUUGGUGCCGCAACUCCAGUGUAA